Suillus clintonianus is the source of this 2668-nucleotide messenger RNA. RefSeq lists its product as uncharacterized. Bases 205 to 2535 code for a protein of 776 amino acids. Gene Ontology annotation, biological process: cell surface receptor signaling pathway; cytoskeleton organization. Gene Ontology annotation, molecular function: protein binding. The record is from RefSeq and is a predicted model, not a curated record. The transcript is spliced from 8 exons. Gene Ontology annotation, cellular component: cytoplasm. NCBI's taxonomy places the organism in Eukaryota, Fungi, Basidiomycota, Agaricomycetes, Boletales, Suillaceae.
CACAGCGUGACUUGAUGCUAGACGAGUCGGUGACGGAUGGUCCAGCUCGAGUGCUAUAAGUAGGCCAAACUUGCGCAACGAAUCAUUACGCCUUCUGGCCAUUUUCUGUCGUCAACGUCCAUCAUACAUACUGCAAAACUCCAUAGCACAGGGCUCACUACUUAGUUCCCGCAUUUGUGCUAGGAACGUUAUCUACACCCCAAGAUGAGCAGUAGACCCGCAAGGACCGCUAGUAUCCCCGUUCCACCACGGGGAGGUAUCUCCAUAUCUCCCGCUCGGAAUAUUGAAUCAGUCAUCUCCAUCCCCUUUGCACCUUCCCCACAGUCCCGUCCUCGUCUUGUGAAUCCGGGAUGGCCGCAACGUAGCCCUACUACAGGUAUCAGUAGUAUCCGUGGAUCUAGUUCUAUGGCUGUGGCAUCCAGCCCUCCAAUGCGCUCGACUGCUCGAUCAUUCACACAGCCAAACCCUGUUCUCCUUUCAGGCACAGGAACUACGCCAACUCACAUAUACUAUGAGCCGCGCGUAAUUAGAGUCGACAACACUUGUCCGACCUCUUCACCUUCUCGUGUUCGUCGGUCCAGUGCAGCCGGUGUUAGGGCGCCCAGCGCUCAGAGACCAGCUAUGGCACAACCGUUGCCUACCGACUCAGCACCAUUUCCCCGUCCCGCAUACCUCGACCAUUCUGCACUGCGGCACCUUCUGCAGACAGACUCUCCUUCACAACUUCCCUCGUCACCGAACCCUGACUCUGCGGUCAUCCGCACUGAAUAUGCUAGGAGGAGGGCACAGAGAUCUCCCAGCUUUGAUAGCGAUGAAGAAGACACGAGUCCUCCUGCGGAACUACCCUCUCGGCAACAGCAGGAGACUAAUCCUUUAAUAUCAUCCGCCCUCCUGCGCCUCCCAACUAGGUGGAGUGAUGAAUAUAGAAGUCCUAUGUUAAGCGUCUCCGCAGAUGGAAGGGAUCUCACUUAUCAAGGAUCUCCAAGCAACUCUGAAAAAGAUGCCGCAGCUGCCCGUACGAUCUUCCCUAUUCCUCCUGCCUGCGGCAUAUACUACUACGAGAUUGAGGUCACCAGUAAGACAAAUAGCAACAAGGGGCGUAUUAGCGUUGGUCUCGUAAGCCGCGAUUUUAAACCGUCCCGCUUACCAGGAUGGGAGAAGAACUCGUGGGGAUACCACGGUGAUGACGGAUCGUCAUUUGCUGCUGAGAAAACGGGCACACCAUAUGGUCCCCAGUUCGGAGCCGGAGAUGUCAUCGGCUGUGGUAUCGAUUUUAGCCAAAAUCGUGCAUUCUACACAAAGAACGGUGCUUUACUUGGCUCUGUUUUCGAUAACAUCGGCAAAGAUUGUGAUAUUUAUCCAGCAGUCGGGCUUUGCUAUCUUGGAGAAUCUGUGCGGGCUAACUUCGGCCAGGACCCAUUCAGGUUUGAUAUCGAGGACCACGUGCUUCAACAACGAAAUACGACAUGGACGCGCAUUCAGUCUGCGCCUUGGACGUGGCCAGUAGCUGACAGUGACAAAGAUCUUACCUCAGCGUCGACAUCCACCGCAGACACCCACGUGAAGUCCCAGAUCAAUGAUCUCGUGCUUGCGUACUUGUCACAUCACGGAUACGCACGGACGGCACGAGCAUUCGAAGCGCAGGGCUCCGCUCGAGGAGGAAUGUCAACGCUAAAAUCAUCAAGCACGUUCACUUCGUCUUCCAUGAGUCGUGUGUCCGAUCAUGAUCAGAUCAUGGACAUGGACGAUGUGCCUCAAACAACUAUCGCUCCUGCACCUAUGGAUGACAUCGAGAUCCGUACCCGUAUAGUGCAUGCAGUGCUCUCUGGUGAUGUCGACACUGCGCUUUCUGACACACGAGAACACUUCCCACGAGCGCUUGAUGCGGAUGCAGGACUCGUGCUAUUCAAACUGCGAUGCCGUAAAUUUGUGGAGCUUGUACUGGAAGCAGCAGAGCUGAAGAAGCGGAUGUGUGCAGAGGAGGCAGAGAUGAAUGUGGAUGCGGGUGGAGAAGAUAAAGGCGCUUCGGACGGGAUGGGGAUGGACGUUGACGAUGAGGCAGAUGUCUCCAGUACUGGAGCGACGAAUGGUUUUGGCGGCGGCAGCAGUGCCAUCCCUAUCAAAGGCAAGCGUAAGGCAUCGUUCGCCUCUUAUUCGCAUUCUAGUUUGUCCGGUGUGACUGCUGCCAAGUAUGGAACCGCUCUCGAGCGUGCGGUGGCGUACGGACAGGAGUUGCAGUCAGAGUACAAAGACCGCCCGGAGAUGCGCGCCAUUUUCAAGCGCACAAGCGUGAUUGUGGCUUUUGAGGAUCCGCUUGGCGCCGGUGGGGAUGCAGCGGAGGUGGCGGGGCAGGCAGCAAGAGUGAGUCUUGCAACGGAAGUGAACCAGGCGAUUUUGCUGUCGCAAGGGCGCCCUGCUCAUCCGGCCUUGGAGAGGAUUUACCGCCAGACCGCAGCGUCCCUCACACAGCUUGCUUUGAUUGGCAACGGGGCUGCUGCUUUCGUGGAUAUGCCCAGGGAGCUGCUGGAUGCAUGAUCAUAUUUUGCCGAUCAUUAUUUCGCUUCGCCGAGUAAUUUUUCUUGUUAUUGUAGGUUACAUAUUUCGAAACCAGGUCAUGCAUAUCUCAAGUUGUAGUAUGUGUCAUUGAGAAUUGAAGCUUUUAAUUGCG